Pectinophora gossypiella (pink bollworm) is the source of this 1045-nucleotide messenger RNA. RefSeq names its product histone H3.3A. The record is from RefSeq and is a predicted model, not a curated record. Gene Ontology annotation, molecular function: structural constituent of chromatin; DNA binding; protein heterodimerization activity. Lineage: Eukaryota; Metazoa; Arthropoda; Insecta; Lepidoptera; Gelechiidae. Gene Ontology annotation, cellular component: nucleosome. Bases 165 to 575 code for a protein of 136 amino acids. The transcript has 3 exons.
UAGUUUUAGCUUUAGGCUAACCAAUGACUGCACAGAAUAUUGGCGUCACCGUUCGCCCGCCAUUCUCUCGACGCCAUCUUGAGCAUAUGAUCAUUGUUGUGUAGCUCUCAGUUAAAUUGUGGUAGAAUUUGUUAUUUCUUUACCGAUACCAAUAAAAGUGAAAAAUGGCACGUACCAAGCAGACAGCCCGUAAAUCUACAGGAGGUAAAGCUCCUCGUAAACAAUUGGCCACAAAGGCAGCGCGUAAAUCAGCGCCCAGCACUGGUGGUGUAAAGAAGCCUCAUCGUUAUCGCCCUGGUACCGUGGCUCUCCGAGAAAUCCGUCGUUACCAGAAAUCGACGGAGUUGCUGAUCCGCAAGCUGCCUUUCCAGCGACUUGUGAGAGAAAUCGCUCAGGACUUCAAAACCGAUCUGCGUUUCCAGUCUGCCGCCAUCGGAGCUCUGCAGGAAGCCAGUGAAGCAUACUUGGUGGGGCUGUUUGAAGACACCAACUUGUGCGCCAUCCACGCCAAACGUGUGACCAUCAUGCCUAAAGACAUCCAACUUGCACGACGAAUCCGUGGCGAGCGUGCUUAAGUUUACUCUAGUGUACUUUGUCGUAAAUUAUUUGUAAUUCAAAUAGGCAUAAAUUCCAUAACAUUUUUAUAAUGUCUCACAUUUAAUUCUAUUCUAACAUAGUAAUCAUUUAUUAUAAGGAGGCCGAACUGAAUUUUUUUAUGAGUAUGUUCUUAUUAUGUAAGUUUUGCUAUGGACUUUCACAAGAUACUGUUUCCAAGUCCUGUCUGAUUGACCAGAGGGUCUUCCCUCUGUUGUCCUGCAAUCAUCAUUUCAUGAACUGACAUCUGUGUACCAUCGCUUGCAACAAAUAGUUUCUUGUGUAAGAACAUAGCCAAUUUAGUAACUUGGUAUAUUAUCUUCUAGGUAGUGUAAUAGGGAAAUGUUGUCAACCAUGUAAGUGUGAGAAAUCUGUUCUUGGAGUAAAUUGAUGCACUUUAAUGCUGUGUAAUGAGAAAUUUGGUGUUAAAUAAAUAAUACUUAGGAUCAUA